Messenger RNA from Miscanthus lutarioriparius, 963 nucleotides. The record is from the annotation of a GenBank genome assembly. Lineage: Eukaryota; Viridiplantae; Streptophyta; Magnoliopsida; Poales; Poaceae.
AUGGCAUCACCAACAAGGAGGGUCGGCACCAGCAACUCGGAGAUCCCAGAGUUCCCGGUGGGCCCCGCCGGCCGGCCGGUGCCGGCCGUGGGGCUCGGCACGGCAUCGUUCCCGUUCGUGGAGGAAGACGUCAGGGCCGCCGUCCUCGCGGCACUGGAGCUCGGGUACCGCCACCUCGAUACCGCUUCGCUCUACCGCUCCGAGCGUGCCGUCGGCGACGCCGUGGCCGAGGCGGCGCGGCACGGGAUCGUGGCGUCCAGGGAGGAGGUGUUCGUGACGACCAAGAUGUGGUGCUCGCAAUCCCACCCGGAGCUCGUGCUACCUUCCCUCAAGGAGAGCUUGCAGAACCUUCAAAUGGAUUAUGUUGAUUUGUACCUGGUUCAUUGGCCGGUGGCUGCAAAGCCCGGAGAGCCACAAUUCCCGAUUAAAAGGGAGGAAAUCAUGCCCAUGGACCUAAGCGGUGUAUGGCGUGCGAUGGAGGAAUGCCAUCGGCUUGGCCUUGCUAGAAUGAUUGGUGUCAGCAAUUUCACAACAAAAAAGCUUCAAGAGCUACUGGCCAUUGCUGAAAUUCCCCCGGCAGUAAAUCAGGUUGAAAUGAAUCCAAUUUGGCAGCAAAAAAGGUUAACCAAGUUCUGCAAAGAUAAGGGAGGCCAAAGCAUGUCUAAGGCCAAUCCAGUACUGCAGUCUGAGGUUCUGCAAGAGGUUGCAAAGGCUAGAGGAAAGUCAGUGGCUCAGAUUUCGCUGAGAUGGAUCUACGAGCAAGGCGCUAGCAUGGUUGUCAAGAGUUUCAAAAGGGAUAGACUCAAGGAGAACAUGGAAAUCUUUGAUUGGGAACUGACCAACGAAGACCGGCGUAAGAUUAGUCAGAUAUCACAACAGAAGAGGGUCACGGUGUUGGGGAUCCUCUGCCCAGAUGGUGUCUCCAGCGUGGAUCUUGCUGAGCUUGAUAUUGUUGAAAUGUAG